AUGCAUACCAUGCACAUCUGCAGAUUAUCAAGCAUUUGUGAACUUGUGGACAACAGUGUUUCGCUUGUACAAGCAGUGGCGAGCUGUGAAAAUUCAACAGAGAACCAACCAACCCUUCGGCUGCUGAUCAGCACAACUUGGGUAGCUGAAAAUGCUAAUGAUACGGGGAGCCAGCUGCAGCCCUCCUCCGCCGCGGACUUUGCGGAGGAGGUCAGACAGGACUUGGGGAGAGCACAGAUUGCAGCAACGGUUGAUUAUGAGACCAGCGAAAAUGGAUGGUGGAAUGGCACCGGGUUGAACAGCAAGCCUCCGCAGGGAUACGCAGGAUGGACUACCAGGCCGGAGACGGUGGCCGUGUCCGCCGCCGCGGCACAGGAGCUGCCCAGCAUGCUGCUGCUGCAGGACCCGGACCUGCAAUGGAGCGAUGUGCUGCCGGAAGUGCGCAGCAUGGUCGCGCUAUACGGCGGAAGGCUGCAAGCUUUGCCUUACGCUGUGGAGGUGCCGCUGGUGUUGUACAGGAGCCGCGAUGCUGACCUGCUCAUAAGCAUCUGGGCUAGCUUGGCGCUGGCUUCCAUUCGCGUGCAAACCUCGGAGGAGGACCUGAAGAAGUUGAUAGACGAGCAGCUAGGUGGCGCUGAUGUCGCCGCUGCCGCCGCCGCCGUACAGUCCCUGGCCCAAGCCCUGCAGCUGUACCGCGAACUCAUGGGGCUAGCGCCGCCAGGCGCCGCUCACGCGCCGUGCGUGCGACCGGACCUGCAGUUAGCGCUGGCGAAGUGCGCUGUUGUGGUGGGUUACGGGAGUUCCUUGAAAGCAGCGAUAUGGCAGCUGGGCAAAGAGCGUGAGGAGCAGCAGGGGCGGCGGAGGCGGAGGCAGCGGCAUUUGGCGGCAGAGGCUGAGGCCGGGGAGCUUUCGCAGCAUGGGCUGCAGCAUGCUCGGGCGUUACAACAGCAACAGGGGGAGGAGGAGGAGGCUGUGGGGAGUGUGGCGUUGGUUGCGGCGCUACCUGGAAGCGCCUUGUCUGACGCCGCUGGGUCAUGUGGCAGUCCUGCCUGCAGCGGCAGCAGCGGCAGCAACAGUAGCCAGGCGGACGGGCCAGAUGGAGGCAGCGGCGGAGUCUUGCGGGGCGUGUACCUGGGGCAUGACGUACUGGCGUUCCAAAUUAACGCCACAGCUCCGCCGCUGUUGCAAUAUGCCACGUGGCGGGUGGCAGCGGUCGCUCUGGGCCAGAACCGCAGCUGGCAGUCCGUGCUGUCGCCCGCGGAGGGCGGCGCAACGGUACAUCGCGCGUCGCAGCUCGCUGAUGUGGAGCGCUGGACGUCGUACGGGUACGACAAGUACGAUAUCUCGUCAUACUUGACGGCGCUGCGGGACAGCUUGAGGGGGCCGCUUACCUUCACGGCGCCGCGGCUGCCUCCCGCCCUGGGCGAGGGGCUGCUGGAGGUGUUGCGUGAGGCAGCCAAUGACGCGGCGUUCGGGUCUGUGGCGAACACAACUGCACUGGCGGAGUUGGCAAUAACCCGCCUGAGGCGGGCGUACGAUGCGAACCGCGGGGCGGUGCUUGACGCCCUGGCAGUGCAUUUGGGCCUCCAAGCAGACGCCAGUAGCGUGGGACGCGCCGGAAACGACACUGGUACUGGCAGCGGUGGGCUCCGAGGCGCAAAGCUCGCAGGCGUCAUCAUCAGUAGCAUUGUGGCUACAGCAGCGGCGUCGCUAGUUGCGGCGCUGGCGCUAUGGUGGAUGAGGGGCUGGGUGCUGGCGCACAGGCUGGGCGUGUGGAUGCCGGCUCUGGACCGCCGGUCCACUGCUCCGGGGUAUGGACCGGACACGACACUCAUGUUGACGGACGUGCAGGACUCCACGCGCCUGUGGGAAACGCUGCCCGUCGCGGUAAUGGACGCCGCGCUAUCGCUCCACAACGACGCCUUCCGGCAACUGCUGCCACGGUACCGCGGAUAUGAGUGCCACACGGAGGGCGACAGCUUCGUGUUGGCAUUCUACACGGCGGUGGAGGCGGCGGCUUUUGCACUGGAGAUUCAGCUCGUGUUGCUCCAGCUCCCCUGGCCGCAAGAGCUCCUGGAUCACGAGCUGGGUGCCGUUGUACGGCAAACACCGCCGCACUCGGACAGCAACGAGGGCGCCGCGCAGGCUGGGCCCGGGCAGGGGGCCCCGUUCUCCGCUUCCAACGACGGCGGCGCCGGUGGUGGCGCUGGAGGCCCUCACGGUAGCAAUGGCGGCCUGGAGGAGGGACUGGCCGUGAUGGGCGGUAGCAGCGCCCUGGGCAUGAGUACGACACGCGGUCCACCAGAGUACGGCGAUUUGGGUACGGCGACGUGUACGAAUAUGGAGCCUUGGGGCCUGCAGGCGGUGGACGAGGAGCAGGCGGCCGUGCUGAACUCAGACGAGCGCCUGAUGAAGAGCCUGUAUAGAGCAACCACCAGGCGACCCCCGGGUCGGUCCCGAACCUUCUCCACGCUUCAGGGCCUUCGCGUGCAGGAACGUGGCAGCUGGUCCGCAGGCCUUCGGCGGCGGGCACGGCAAACCGACGCCACCGCUGGCGGCGGCGGCGACUCCGCCGCCGGUGAUGGCGGCGGCGCGGCGGCGUGGGUGGAGGGUCGCUCCCUCAGUGACAGCCGCGCGGAGCUGGACUUCCAGGGCACUAGCUCCCGAUCCCACUCCGGCCUGGACGCGGACUCCGCCACCGACACGUGUGAGCGCGAUAGCCUCUUGCACCUGCGCAAGGCGCCGCUGGUGCCUCCCACGAGGACGGGAACGGGGCCCGGCACAGGCGCCGGCGGGCUGUCACUGCACCAGCUGCCGCAACUCCAGCAGCAACAUCCAUACGCGACAGUGGAGGGUGAUAGCCUUAGCGGCGGCAGCGGCAGCGGCGGGCCGAAGCGGCCGCGCAAGCGGGGAAGUGACCUGGACAACGCGGCUACGACGGCAGUGGCGUUUUCUGGGCGCUACCGUAGCGGCGGCAGCCUGCAGCUGCCGCCGUGGUUCAGCGCUGCCGGCGAUGGCGGCGGUGGCGGUAGCCUGCCAGCACACUCGGGUUUGGCGAUUUUACCAAGCGGGGAGAGGGUCCCGUCUGGGGUGGGGCUGACGGAUGCGAACGAGGAGGCAUCAUUGCGGCUGGGGCUGCCGUUGAUGUUGCAGCGCCAGUCACAUUCGCAACACCCAUUUUACGGACGCACUGCAUCACAGGAUCUGGGCGGCAGUCGGCAGCUCUGGCACAGAUCAACGGAAGCCUCCCGCAACAACAGCAACACCUUGUUUGCCAGCACGAGCACCAAUAACAACAAUAACAGCCUCAGCAACGGCAACAACUCCCGAUCAUUAGUCCUGAUGCGCGCCCGCAACUCCACGCGGUCCUCGGCGGGAACACCCACACCGCCCUUCACUGCCCUGCUGGCCACGCUACGGGUCUCCGGCGACGGCGAAGGGAGCGGCGGCGGCGCCGCUGCUGCCGGCCCUGCUGCCGGCGGGCUGGUUGGCGGCGUGGAUUUUAUGUUGCGAUUGGCUUUUGCGAGCCAAGCGGACAGGCGGUCUCCCUCCGGCGACGAUGACGGCGGCGGGGGCGGUAGCGGCCGCACGCCCGACAGCCGCGACACCAUCAUGCGCCGCCUGGGCUUCAAGCAGUUCGCCCAGCGCUCGUCGCUGGGCGGCGGGGCCGAGACGCCGCUCAUCCUUGUCGGGGAUCCAUCCGAGCAGCGGCACCGCCGCCGGCACCGGCAGCAGCGGCAGCAGCAGCGGCAGCGGCAGCGACGCGGGAGCCACGUGCUGAUGCCCGCCUUCGACGACCUGGUGGCUGAGCAGGAGAGCUCCGGGGAAAGUGGCACCCACGGGGGCGAGAGUCCGAGGGACAGCUGGCCGCGAGAUGAUGCUGUGGAGGCGACUCCGGGGUCAGAAGCUGAGCUGGCAUCGGUUCCCGAGCCGGGGACUGCGACUGUUUUGGAGCCGUCGUCUGGCGGUUUGUGUGGCGCUAGUACUGACGUUAAUGGUGGCGCUGUUGUGACCGCGGCCACGGCUGAUCCAGCAGAAGCCCAUGUGGUGUCCGUGGCUAUGGCUAUGGCUAUGGCUGCUGGUGCUGCGGGUGAAGGCCUGCAAACUCGUCGUCCAGGGAAUGGCAAACGCGUCCUCGCGGUGUUGGAGACUGUCCAAGGUGAGCUACGGGACACCGUCGUGGCUGCGGCGGCUUUGCAGCCGUCAUAUGGCGGUCCGAUAUCCGAAUCGGACGUGCCGCCGCAGCUGUUGCUACCGCCGCCGCCAGCUUUGCGUACAGUGGCUGCUGCUGCCGCGGCGGCGGCGGCAGGCAAGCAGCCAGCCUUGCCGCCGUCGUCAUCAUCAUCAUCAUCAUCAUCUUUGUCGCCGUCUUCUCAGCAGCAGCGAGAACAGCAAGAGCAGCAACUGAAGCUGCAUCCGCUCCAUCAUCAGGAGCAUCAGGAGCAGAAACUGCAGCAGCAAGAACAGCAGCACAGCCAGGAGGCGUUGGGAGGUACAAGCGACACGCCGGAGCAUGCGGAGUGUGCGUCUGGGACGAGCUCCGUAGGGGUCGUGACGGCUUGCUCGCUGGUUAACCCAGCCGUCUUGGAAAUGACGGCGGAGGCGGAGGCGGCGGCUACGUCCUCGGCUUCAUUGCCGAGAUCCGCGGUGCGCCAUCUCGUCACGAACAACUCGGACUCCUCGUCUUCUGACAGACGGCCACUCUCGCAUAGCCUGCGGGUGCGGCCGUGUAGCGGUGCGGCGGCCGCGGUGGAUUUACCAGCAGCAACAGCAGCACCGGGGGGCCUCGCGCCACUGGAGGUCGAACCCAGUGGCGGCUCCUGUGAUGAGCGAGGUGCUGAUUUGCUGCGUCUCGCCAGCAGCGGCUUGGGAGCCGCCUCCGCUGCCGUCGCCGCCAGCAGCAGCAAUGCAACUGUCGUCGGUGCCAGCUCGUCGGUUCCGGUUUCGGCGGCGGCGGUCGCGACGGCGGCGACACCGCCGCCGCUGGCGGGUACGCAGCCGGUCCCGCAGGCGCCGUCCCGAGGGUCAGGCAUCGGCGGCCCACCAACCAGGUCCGAUAUGUCGCGCUGGCUGACGACAUGGCCGUUCGGGGCGCCGCCGGGGGCGGGGACGGCGGAGGCGACGCUGGCGGCAGGGAAAACGGAGCCGUAUGCUGGGGCAGUCGUGGGCGGCACUACCGCAGCCGCAGGUGGCCCCCAGCGCAAAGAGCUGGUCUUGGGGAUGCCUGACAUCGAAGCCGGCGCCAUGGUGGCUGGAAACGAAGCUAGGAGCAUCACCUACACCAAGGCUGGCGGCAGGGGCUUUCCGUCGGCCUCUGCCAGCAGCAACGGCAUGGGCACACCAGCCGCUGCACUGCCCCGCGGCAGCAAAGGCAACGUCGACGGACACAUGCUGGGCGCCGUACGACGCACCAUCUCCGAGCUCCAGGUCAGCCCUAGUGGCCUUACUGUGUCCAGGAGCCCAAGUAGCUGGAUCUCGCCCGCCUUCCGUUCCGUUCGGCGCGCCGUCUGGCGCAGUGCCUCCGCCAGUGCGAUUGACGCUGCUGGCGGCGGCGCCGCCGCCGCCGCCGCCAUCGCCGCCACCAACGGCAGCGGCAUGAGCUCCGCCGGGACGAGCUCCAGCGGGUACAGCUCCGGUGCUACACCGCACCUCGUCGUCGCGAGCGGCAGGGCCGUACAACCGCCGAUCAAUCCCGUAUUGCGCCGUCACCGUGCCGUGACGGAGUACGUGCAGUCGCCGCUGAGUCGGCAGGGUGCGGGCGCCUUAACCUGCUGGGAGGAGGUCCAUGCUCGUCAGCCGGAGGCGGCCUACUUGCGGAUGGGCGGGCCUACGACUUCUUCUGUAGUGGCGACAACAGUUGACGGUGCUUUGCAUACGUCGCCGGAGGCGGCAAUACCGGCGGCGGUGGCGGCGGCGCGGCGCAGCAGCCGCCGCAGCAGCACCACACAUUCGGAUCCAGGCGGUGGACCGGGGCUACCGCUGCCGCAAGGCGAGAUAAAAGACAUGCAUGAGAGGGUGACGACCCAGGGGUCGGGGUCGUUCCCCACUGGGCUGACCCACGGGGUGUUCCGAAAUUCCAUGCCGGUCCUGGACCAGGGUGCUGCAAUCUUGGCCGUCGCGCACAGGCCAGGAACGACAUCUGCACCCGGUGCGGGCAACCCCGCAAUGCUUCGGCCGUUGAUAUCUGGUGAGCCGUCCCGGGCCCCGGGGACGGCGGCGGUUGCCCCGGGCGGUAGCAGCGCCGCAUUGCAGGAUGCCGCGGGGCCGCAUGCGGCUGCCCCCGCUACAGCUCCACCGCGGCGGCGACCGCCCGGGCGAUCCUCCACACCGCCUCCGCGGAUGUCCACUGCCUACGGCCACGGUGGCUACCUUCGCGGCUCGGCGUCGGGUUGUGGGUUCGUGCAGGUGGCUGGUGGACAUGUACUGCACUCCAUGUACAGCAGCAACGUGGCCUGCCCGGGCCCGAUGGUUCAUCCCGAUGGUUCAUCCUCUCGCGUGUGGGGCGGGUUGGAGGCACUGAUGGAGGCUUACACGCAGGCGGCACGGCUGCGCGGCGCGCCGAACAGACCUCCCUUCGGCGGCGUGUCGCGGACCCGGGGGUCGGUCUCCAUGUCAUCCGGCGCUGCUGCCCUCGACAGCGUGGCAACUGGCGCCACGGGCACCCUGUUUGACAGCCGCGCGCUGCCCGACAUUCGAAGCUCGGACAGUCGAGGCGUCGCGGUCAUGUGCGAUAGUGGCGGCCUGCAGGGCAUGAUUGAAGUAGCGCAAGGCUCCAACGGUAACGGCAACGGUAACCGGGACAGCUCGGCGCUGCCGUUCACGCCGUCCUCCCGCGAUGGUGGCCGCGACAGCAACACCAGCCGUCUGAUCAGCGUCUUGGGGACCGCACUGCGCAGCAAACGGAUCUCCCGUGGCGGGGCCAGCCUGGGGGCGCUGAUGUCUUUGGGGGAGUCCGGGAACGCGUCCAAGCGUUUCUCUGCCCUCAGCGGGGGCCGCGAGUCCACCAGCACCGCUCGCGGGGACGGCGUGGUCAGUGGCGGCAGCGCCGGCCCGGCCACGUUCAUGGAAGCCAUGCUGCAGCUGGCAACGGGCGCAGCUACAGCCCAUCAGCUGACGAGCGCACUCGCCGGUGGCAGCAACAGCAUCACUGGACUGCGCAGAACACUGUCGCCGCUGUCGUUGCUCGCCGGCGGCGGCAGCAACGGCGGGCGUAGCACGCAGCCGUUGCCGCGGCUGGCGGCGCUAGGUGGCCGUGACAGCGAGGGUUCUGUCGCCGUCGCAUCGCAAGGUGGUGGUGGGGGAAGCCCCAGCAGUCAUAAACAGAAGCAGCAACAGCAGCAGCAGCAGGUUCAGACACAGCAGCGGAACGAGAGCCAGACCGGCCAACACGGUGGCGGCGCCGCAGCUGCCGCUGCGCCGCUGAACGCCACCACUGCCUCGCCUGACGGCGGCAGUCCACCGGCGGAACCCCUGUCGCUGUCACACCUGCGCAGCCACACGGCAGGCGCUAUGAAAUCCGGUGCCGCUGGCAUGUACGGCACAUCGGGGUCGUGGACGGCGCAGUCUAGCCAAGCGGUGCAGCCCGCAAUCAGGUUUCCGUCGUACUUAUUUCAGCUGUCGCGCGCCGAGUCCUUCGGUACCACAGGUAAUGACUCCUCUGACUCAGCUGCAACGCCGGCGCAAGGAACGGCGUACCGGAUUUCACCUUCCGGCGCCUCCCGCGGCAACACUACGUCACAUGCCGACGGCACGCGCGGUGGUCUUGGGACCGGCAACGGCGGCACCGGGGCUUGGAGCGGGAGCGGCUCGCGGCGACAACUGUACGACACACGGAGCGCCAAGUUUCCUUCCGGACACGUCACCUGGCAUUACCAUGCCGACGGCGGGCCGCGUUUGUCGUACGAUGCCCGCAGAGCCUCGGGGGAGCUGCCGACUAGGAUCACUCUGCCGGGUCCGCUCGCCCGGCCGUCGAGCUCACUGGUGGGCGCGUCGGCCGUGUACGGCAUCACGCGCAUGGGCAGCGGCGCCGGCCGCGCCGCAGCCGCCGCAGCCAUGCCAUCGUACAGCGAAGUCCUCCCUGCAGCGCUGCGGAUGCGUGCUGAGCUGGACAGCGCACAAGAUCCUUUCCGUACAGCCGACGACGAUCAGACGUUGCCGACGUUUGGCAAGGAGCGGUCGUCAAGCAGGCCGCUGCCGCGGCCGCUGGUGGGCGCUGCCGCAGCUGGGGCCGUGGCUGCUGCCAGCCAUCGCGUCGAGGGCAGUGGAUGUAUGGACUCCGGCGGUGCCAGAAACAUGGGUCGGGCAGGGGUGCCGGAAAUCGGUGGCGGCGGGAGCAGCGGCGUCGCCACCGACGCGACCACCGGCGGCCCCUCAUGCUCCAGCGCGACGGAACUGCCGUCUCCGGCCGGUGUGGCCACGGCAAUGGCGACGGCAGCGCCGCUGCACGCACCGGCAUCAGAGCCGCUGUACAUUGCGGUUAUGCGCUCAGCUAUUAGUGCCCGUCUGGAGAUGCAGCCGCAGCCGCAACGGACAUCGAUGCCAGCAGCGCAACAGCAGCCGCAGCAACACCUUCUCCAAGCGCGCCGAAGCUUUGGCAGGGCAAGGGGCAAGCCCGGUGAGGGCAUGGUCGGGCGCGCGGUCAGGCUGUCGCUACAGGCGCUCCGGAGCUUGGGUGCGACGGUAACGCCGUCAUCGACGACGGCGGCAGCGGCGGACCACCCCUCUCCCUCGGCGGCGGCGGCGGCGGCGGUAGCGGCACUGCCACGCGGCAUAUCCUUCGCGCACCUCUCCGGUGGCUCCGGUACCAUGGGGCCCGUCAGCAGCGCCCACGAUAGCGUCGACGCACCCGCCUGGAGCGCCUCCAUGGCCACACCGCAGAUGUCGUACACACGGUCCACGGCUGACGGCGCCGCCAUUUCCGCGGCGGCUGCAACAGUCGUGCCGCUCGCUGUGUCUGUCCGCGUCGCUGGCCGAAAGCCCUCAGCGAAAGGCGAGCCGCAGAGCGGCCCGAUGGCAUCUCGCAUUUCGGCGUCUCCGAUGCCAUCACAGCGCGAGCAGGGCUCUGGGGGUGCCAGCUUGCUGGAGGCAGAUGGUGCAGUGAGCAGCCUGCAGGACGCGCUCAGCAGCAACGUCGACACACAUAGCGAGCUACCCCGCGGCCCCAAGCUCCUAUCUGAGGAUGGCAACAAUAGCGCCCGGAUUACGAGCGCGAGUCGCCGCCGCGCAUCGGAAAUCGAACCACACUUAUCCGACACCGACGCUGACGGCGGUGUUGGCAUGGGUGGUGGUGCCGCCGCCGCCGCCCCUGCCGCCGAAGGCAUUCCACUUUCCGCCGGCUGCAUCCGAGGCUCUUCUCCUCCGCUGGCGCUGACGUCGCCCAUGCCGGCGCUGUCUGCCGUACAGGCAGCGUCGAACUCCGCUGACGCCUCGGCCGCCGGCAAGGCUGCAGGCAGCAGCGGGCGCGGCGGCCGGCGGCGGCCCGUCAGUCGCAAUCCCACUCCGGAGCGGCUCAUGGGUGGACUCACGCGGCGGCUGGACAGCAUCAUCUCCCACGGCGGCGACAUGCCGCAAUGGGAAGCCGCCGCAAGGGACGGCUUGCGCAGCCGACAGGCCAGCGGGGCGACGUCGCUGGUGGGACGACUGGGCGCGGGGAUGGUGCAGCGGAUUGCGCCCGGCAGCAAGAAAGCUCUGGCGCAACAGGGCGCAGCUCUGGAUGGAACCAUUUGUUUCAGGGGCUUCCGAGUGCGCUGCGGUAUGCACUCCGGCUUGGAGGAGGGCCGGGACCUGCACUGGGCCAAGGUGGGCGGCCGCCGCGCAUACAGCGGCCCCGCCAUGGCCCUCGCCAAGGCCGUGUCCGACCUGGUCCCGGGGGGCAUGGUGCUGCUCACCGCCGCCACCUUCGAGCGCCUGCAGCCCUGGCCCAACGCCGAGGCGCUGCCCGGAGCCAUCAUUUGGUCGCGCGGCCGUUUCCGCAUCAGCGUGAGUGAGGCGGCCCCCGGCAGUGCGGUGCCGUUAGAUGAGGCGGAUCUGUAUCAGCUGCUGUCGCCGCAGCUGCUGGCGAGGCAGCCCGCGCUGGAGCGUAGACCGUGGCGUGGUGCGGAGCAGGGCGAAGUCAAUGCAGGGGUGGGGGUGCUUCCCGGCGUGUUGAGUGCACCGUUGGGCCGUCUGGCGCUGGUGCUGGUGCAGGUGGCUGGAGUGCAGGUGCUGCGAGCCUGGGACUCCGAAGUGACCUCCGCAGCGCUCCGUGUGUUCGGCUCCGUGGCUGCGGAGAUGCUGCCCGCCUGGGGGGGUUUCCCGGCCAGCCUGGACGCGCAAAACGGCACCUUGCUGGCGGCGUUCCGAGAGCCAGCGCUGGCUCUUGGCUUCAUGCACGCGAUGAUUGAUGUGCUCCGAGACGCCGACUGGCCCUCCGAGCUGCUCACACACGAACUGGGAGAGCCGCUGGCGAUGCCGGUGGGCUCUGGCGCCGCAUCCGCCGCCGCCGGUGGCGGUGGAGGCGGUGGCAGCAUUCCCGGCUACUCCCAGACAGAUGGGGUCACGUCGGUGCUGCCCGUGAUGAGCAUGUCGGUGUCAGGUGCACCACCGGCCAGCGGCGGAGCUGGGGGGCUGGAGGGUGGAGGAUACGUGUUGCGGGGCCUCAGGCUGCGAUGCGUCGCCGACGUCGCCUCGGUCCGAGUGGACCUAGGGUGCGCCACAGCUGCAGCCCUGUAUGAGACCCGCGACCCCAAGGCCUUCAAAUCCCUGCGGCGCAUGUUGGCAAUCGCACAUAUGGGUGCCGUACUGUGCAGCGGACUUUUGGUUUCGGAGGUGCUGUCCGGGCCCCCAACAGCUCUGGCGGCGCUGCAUGACCUGCUCGCCUUUGCGCCGUUGGUAACGGCAGCAGCUCCCCCGACGGCGCCGCCGCCGCUGCUGUCCUCGCCUUCAGUGCUGCCGUCGCCGCUGCCCGGCCAGCACGGCUUGCCAGCAGCUUUGCAAGUCCAAGGCCAGGGCCUGCCGCCUCCGCCGCCAUCUCCUGCCCCGUCGAUACUGCCAUCGCCGCUGCCGCCGCCGAACGCCGUUCCGUCACAGCCGGGUAACGGCGGGGCCUCGGCGUUAAUAGGACGGUCGAGUGUGAGUAUAAUAAGCACCGCUGGUGGCGGCGGUGGCGGCGGCGGUGGCGGCGGCGGCGGCGGCGGCAGUCCUUACCUAACGGGCGGCGCCGCCAUCCCCGCAAGCACCCGGCUCACAAAGAAGGAGGCGUCCCGCUCCACGGUGUAUCAGUGCACGCGGCGGCGGCCUGUACGGCGCAGUGGCAUGGGCCAAGCGGGCUUCGCGUUGGUAGGGAGCGUCAGCGGCGUGUACGGCGCCGCCGCAGGGAUGUACGGCAGCAGCUUGUUUGGCGUUGCGGCGAGUAGCGUGAACAGCGGUGGUGGGCAGAGCGUGGCGGGGGCGAGCGGGGCAGUGGGAGGGAUCUAA
This is a messenger RNA of Volvox carteri f. nagariensis, 11454 nucleotides long. RefSeq lists its product as uncharacterized. The transcript has 22 exons. The record is from RefSeq and is a predicted model, not a curated record. Bases 1 to 11454 code for a protein of 3817 amino acids. NCBI's taxonomy places the organism in Eukaryota, Viridiplantae, Chlorophyta, Chlorophyceae, Chlamydomonadales, Volvocaceae. Gene Ontology annotation, biological process: intracellular signal transduction; cyclic nucleotide biosynthetic process.